Molecule: messenger RNA, 1446 nt
Organism: Cannabis sativa
Lineage: Eukaryota; Viridiplantae; Streptophyta; Magnoliopsida; Rosales; Cannabaceae
Product: protein LIGHT-DEPENDENT SHORT HYPOCOTYLS 4
Exons: 1
Coding region: 272-931 (219 amino acids)
Biological process (GO): response to light stimulus; mRNA transcription
Cellular component (GO): nucleus
Source: RefSeq, a predicted model, not a curated record
AUAUUUUUACAGUUUGUCUAUUCUACAUAUCAAAACAAAAUAACAUAGAUAUAUCCCAUUCGUUGCUCAUCAUAAUCAAUCACAUUCACCAAUAAUUUAAUGGAUUUAACUAGUGUUUUUUUCUUUUUUAUCACAACCACUAAUAAUUAUAAUUAUUAAAUAAUAAGUGGCGAAUUUAGGUCAUUGUCUUUUCUAUAAUAUUAAAAAAUAAAUAAAGAGAUUAAUGAUGAUAUAAAGAAGACGUGACGUUUGAGACCUGGCUUUUUCUUACAUGGGUCCCUCCUUUGUCUCUCUCCUCCAUUUUGCUUUAAUAUCUCUUCACAGCUCGACACCUAGCUCUCAUCUUCUUCUUCUCUCUUUCUUUUCCUCUCUUUCACUUGCCAAAUCAGCCAUGUCUGCCGCCGUAGCAGCCGCUGCCGCCGCCGUAGUAAGCCGGAAUCGUAGCUCAAACAGUAACAGUAGCCGAGGCAACACUAAAAGCACCACCGCAUAUAGUAGCUCAAAUAGCUUCGUUUCACAAAGCAACUACCACCACCAACAGCGACGCCGGAGACUCCAAUACGAUUUGCUGAAAGAAAGGGACUGGGAUAAUUUCGGGCAGUACUUGAGGAACCAUAACGAUCCACCGAUCACGAUCUCCCAAUGCCGUGUAUCCCACGUGCUGAAAUUCCUCCGUUACCUCGAUCAGUUCGGCGAGACCAAAAUUCAUGAUGACACCUGUCAAUUCUACGGGCAGCUUCAUCCACCGGAGACCUGCCCCUGCCCGAAUAAGGAAUUUUGGGGCAACCUCGACGGCGUCGUGGGAAGGCUCCGUGCAGCUUUUAGUGAAAGAAAUGGUAACGCCGAGAUCAAUCCGUUUGGUGCAAUCGCCGUCGGGGACUACGUCACUAUGGUGAGGCAGUCUCAGGCCAGAGCCAGAGGAAUAGGCUAGCUUAAACGACAAAGAAUUAUCAAUACGACGUCGUUUUUCUCAACGCCGCGCGGCCAUGGAGCACCGCAAGUAUUGUCCUUUACGGAAUUGAUGACUGUAUCAAUACGACGCCGUUUUCUCAACGCCGAUCCACUAGCAGCCGCAAGUGUUGUCGUUUACGAAUUGAUGACUGUGUUAUUAUAUGUAUAAUUAUAAUUAAUUAAUAUGGGUGCUAACAAGAUCUUUAGAAAGUGUGAAUUAGGCAUUUUUAAUUUGUUUGCCAAUUGGGGUCUAGCUAUGCUGGGAUGAUGAUUUAAAUUUAAACAACUCCCUUAAUUGAUAAGAUAAGUACUGUUAAUUUGGAUCUUGCUUUUCUUUUUUAAGCUUGGAGUUAUGUGUUUGACUAUAACUCUUUGGCUAAAUUAGUAUUAAUGUAACUCGUUUAUGUCACAUUAAUUAAUUAAUUAAUUAGAGCUGUUUGGGUUGCUCUAAAUGUGUAAUUCAUUAUAUUUAAUUAUAAUAUUUGAUUAGCUUAA